Molecule: messenger RNA, 8238 nt
Organism: Vigna angularis (adzuki bean)
Lineage: Eukaryota; Viridiplantae; Streptophyta; Magnoliopsida; Fabales; Fabaceae
Product: mediator of RNA polymerase II transcription subunit 33B
Exons: 13
Coding region: 105-4097 (1330 amino acids)
Biological process (GO): regulation of phenylpropanoid metabolic process
Cellular component (GO): mediator complex
Source: RefSeq, a predicted model, not a curated record
GGGUUUGUUUUCCAUGCAUAAUAACUCUUGUCGCAUCUCUUCUCACAUUGGCAUUCUCUUCUCUCUUCCCUCUUUCAAAUUCUAUUUAUCUCAAUUCCCUAACUAUGGCAGUUCCCGCGCAAACCAGCGAGGCUGAUGCGUGGGACGCAGUCCUACGCCAAACGAAGUUGGCCGUUGAGAGCAACACCGAUCCUUACGCGUGGGCCUUCGACAUCAGGUCGACGCUUCACUCCUCGGCCAUUGCCAUCCCUUCCACCGAACUCGCUCAUCGCUUGGUCUCUCACUUCUUUUGGGACAACUACUCCGCCGCCGCAUGGAAGCUUCUACACACCUCCCUAUCCCUCGACAUCAUCCCUCCCUCCCUCCUCGUCGCACUUCUAUCUGCCGCGGUUGUACCACGCAGAAAACUCUACCCCACUGCUUACAGACUUUAUAUGGAACUCCUUAAGCAACUUCGAGAUAUGCUUGAACAUGAUGUCAGUUCUCCAAACUAUGAAAAGAUUAUGAAAUCAAUUGAUCACGUUCUUCAGCUUUCUCAAGUAUACGGUCAAAAGUUGUGGGAGCCUGGAAUUGUUCUAGUUGAAUUUGUCUUUUCAGUCGUAUGGCAGUUACUUGAAGCAUCAUUACAUGACGAAGGCUUACUAGAUCACACUACAGAGAAUAAGCCUAUAUGGCUAUGCAGGUCACAUGACAUGGAUAUUGAUGGACAUGACAGUGUAGGCGAAAAGAAAACUAAGGAUGUUGAGGGGUUUCAGAAGAAAAAUACAGCAAUGGCUAUAGAGAUUAUUGCAGAAUUUUUGCAACACAAAAUGACUUCAAGGAUCCUUUCCUUAGUUCAUUGGAACAUGCCAUCAUAUUGGAAAUCUUUCGUUCACCAAACACAGCUGCUUGUGUCAAACUCUCCAAUUUUAAGGAAUUUGAGAAAUAAUACCGCAGACAGUCUUAUGAGUUUGACGCAAAAUAUCCAUGCGGUUGUUUCUCAUGAGUUCAAAAUAAAAUCUAAGGUGAGGACUGAAGAAGUCAUAUGUGGUGGUUCGCCCAUGUCUUUUGCUGCGCAGUCUUCUGGGGAUAGUUGGUCUGCACUCUGGCUUCCUAUUGAUCUUAUUCUUGAAGAUGCUUUGGAUGGAGGGCAAGUGGCAGCUUUUAGUGCUAUUGAGAUUAUUACAGGUUUGGUUAAGACUUUACACGUUGUUAAUGGCACUAUGUGGCACAGCACAUUUUUGGGGCUAUGGGUUGCAGCACUGCGUUUGGUUCAAAGGGUUGGAACUGUUCCAACAAAAAGGGAGAGAGAUUCAAAAGAAGGUCCUAUACCUCGUCUUGAUACCUGCAUGUGUAUGCUACUGAGCAUUACAACCCUCGUGGUUACUUGUAUUAUUGAAGAAGAAGAAGGUCAACUGAUUGAAGAAGCUGAGCAUAGCCCUACAACAAGCAAAGGGACAGAAAAACCAGCUCUGGGGAAGUGUCGUGGGGAAUUGAUUACCAGUUUACAGCUAUUGGGUGAUUAUGAGUCCUUACUCACUCCACCUCAGCCCGUUCUUGUGGAAGCCAAUCAGGCUGCUGCCAAAGCUAUUUUGUUCUUAUCAGGAAACCCUGUUGGUAGUGGAUACAUGGAAUAUACGAAUGGCUUGCCGAUAAAAUAUUCUGGCAACUUACGCCAUCUAAUUGUUGAGGCAUGUAUUGCCAGAAACCUACUUGAUGCAUCAGCUUAUCUAUGGCCUGGCUAUGUGAGUGAAUGCAGCAAUCAAAUUCCUUGUAGCAUUUCUAAUCAUGUCCCUGGCUGGUCUUCUUUGAUGGAGGGGUCACAGCUAACUCCUGAAUUGGUUAAUGUCUUAGUUGCAACUCCAGCUUGCAGCUUAGCAGAGAUUGAGAAAAUAUAUGAAAUUGCAAUCAAUGGUUCAGAUGAAGACAAGAUAUCUGCUGCUACCAUUAUGUGUGGGGCAUCUCUGGGACGUGGGUGGAAUAUACAGGAGCUUACCCUUCCUUUUAUCACAAAAUUGCUUUCGCCUAUAGAUCCUCCCAAUUACUCUGGGGCUGAGAGCCAUUUGAUCAGCCAAGCUGCCUUUUUAAACGUUCUACUUUUGGGAAUCUCAUCUGUAGACUGUGUUCAUAUAUUCUCCCUACAUGGUUUGGUUCCAUUACUUGCGGCAGGACUAAUGCUAAUAAGUGAGGUUUUUGGAUCACGUGUUCCAGAUGCCUCGGGGACUGUUGCAGCCGGAGAAAAACUUACUCAUUGGGAGGUAUUCUCUAAUGCAUUUACUCUUUUGCUGAGAUUUUGGCGGUUUGAUCGUCUACCUGUUGAACAAGUGAGAAGCGAUGCAACAGCGCCACCGUUUGGAUCACUACUUAGUCCUGAAUGCCUUUUAUUAGUUCGAAACAGUAAAUUGGCGUCGCUUGGAAGAACAGCAAAGGAUCAGAAAAUGCUCAAAAGAUGGUCAAACAUUUUAAGCUUUCCUGCAGACCCUGUAUUUAUGGAUUUCUUCCCAAAAUUAAACUAUUGGUACCGAAAACAUCAAGAAAGCAUUGCUUCUACCCGCUCGGGUCUUGUGCCUGGAGGGCCUGUUAAUCGGAUCGUCGAUGCCCUACUAAGCAUGAUGUUUUCGAAGGUAAGUAAUGGAGCCGAACCUUCGACUUCAGGAAACAACAGUUCAUCUGGGCUUGCAUUGGAUGAUGCUUUAAAAGUGCCUGCCUGGGAUAUCCUCGAAGCUAUUCCCUUUGUCCUGGAUGCUUCGCUGACAUCCUGCGCUUAUGGGAAACUCUCUACCCGUGACCUAGCUACAGGUCUCAAAGAUCUAGCCGAUUUCCUUCCGGCUUCUUUGGUUACCAUUGCAAGCUAUUUUUCUGCUGAAGUUACGAGAGGCGUAUGGAAGCCAGCUUUAAUGAAUGGAACUGACUGGCCCAGCCCUGCCUCAAAUUUAUCCCUUGUUCAACAAGAAAUAAAGAACAUCUUAGUAGAUUUCAAUGUCCCAAGCCUUGAUAUAGAUGGAAAGUCUCCACCCACACUUCCUUUGCCUUUGGCAGCUUUUGUAAGCCUUACGAUAACAUAUAAACUUGACAAGGCCACUGAACGAUUCCUUGCCCUGAUUGCCCCUACCGUGACUGCCCUUGCUUCUGCUUGCCCCUGGCCCUCCUUGCCCAUUGUGACGUCUUUGUGGAUCCAGAAGGUGAAGCGUUGGAGUAACUACUUUGUGCUCUCUGCUUCCAGCACUGUUUUCCACCACAACAGGGAUUCUGUAGUUCAACUACUAAAAAGUUGCUUCACAUCCACCCUUGGCCUUGGCUCUGCCUGCAUUUAUGAUAAUGGCGGUGUCGGUGCCCUUCUUGGUCACGGCUUAGUUCCCCAAAUAUCCGAUGGGAUCUCUCCAGUUGCUCCAGGAAUUCUUUACCUAAGAGUGUAUCGGUCUAUUGGAGAUAUCGCGUUAUUGAUUGAAGAAAUUGUGCCUAUUCUAAUGCUUUCGGUUAGAGACAUAGCGAGUGAUUUGACCAAGGGGGUUAUAAGGAAACCAAAGAAAACCAAGUUUGGGAUCAAAUAUGGCCAAGUUUCUCUGGCCAGAUCCAUGGCACGUGUGGAGCAUGCGGCUCUACUCGGCGCUUCAUUGGUUUGGAUAUCAGGUGGACCAAAGUUUGUUCAAUAUUUGAUAAGUGAAACUCUGCCUUCCUGGUUUUUAUCAGCUUCCAUGUUGGAGGACGGUGGUGGAGAAUCUGGAGUUAUGGUUGCCAUGCUCAAAGGUUAUGCACUGGCAUUUUUUGUCUUCCUUAGCAUAGAAUUUUCCUGGGGUAUUGACAACUCGCAUCCACCCAAACGACUGGCGAAGGUUAUUGGGUUGCAUAUGGAAUUUCUUGAGAGUGCCCUGAACAGGACUACAUCAAUGCGUUGUCAUAGUGCUACUUGGGAGGCCUAUGUUUCAUGGUUUGUCAGCUUGAUGGUGAGCCGAGCUCCGUCGUGGAUUCAGGAAGCUGACGAGGAUUUGCUCAAGAGACUGAGCAGGGGACUAAGAUGUAUGGAUGAACACGAGUUGGCUCUUCGCCUGUUGGAAAUUGGAGGGAUACGUGUGAUGGGCGCUGCAGCUGAAAUGAUAAUUGAAUUUAAACGUAUCUGAACGGAGGAGGACAUUCAACAGUGGCAAAAGGCAAUCAAAUGCUGAACUUGCAAUAAAAAAGAAAUAAAGAAUAUAAAUUUUUAGACUAUGAUUCUAAGGAGAUGCGGUGACGUGUGUACCGUUAAAACGUAGAACAAAAUACUUUUAAAAUACCAUUUCCAAAUGCAAAGCCAUUUUUUACGUUAUUUAAAAAAUAUUAAUUCUUUCAAAGUUCUACCAAACUUAGUACAAAUAGUCCAAAAUUGUCAUCUUUCUAUUCCAACCAAAAAAAUUAGAGAGAUAGAAACCACAAGGUAUUGGGUGGGUGGAGUUGUGUAUCACCUUUACAGUAUAUUGGGACUUGGAGAAUGAUAUGAUUAGCAUAUAAUUUCUGCAAUUAAAAUUAGAAUUUAGACAAGCAUAGGCCUAGCUUGUGGGAUAUCCUAUGCCAAAGUGGCAUUGUAACAACAGUCAGUGUAAUGCUCUGCUUAAAUCCUUGUGCAUGAUGCCAGAAAACUGAAUUGAAAAAAUAUUGUAUCUCCCCAAAAGCAAGAACAAAAGUCACAGAUAACAGUACUGCUACAAACGGAUGAAAAAAAAAUUCAAGGUAAAUUGGAAGUGCCUGCAAAAUUGAAACAGCAGGAGAGGAAACGCGAAAACGAAGGAUCCAGCAAUAAUCAUUAUUUGUUAUAACAUCAACUACUCAAAAACAAUGUUAACAUAAUUUAUUGGUUCUGUGACAUCUGUUAUACAUUGGUUUUUUUUGCUCUUUUCUCUUUUGGGAUCAUCAUUAUCGUUGAACAAGAGGACUAAAGGUGCCAUCAGUUUCAACUUGACUACACUAUAAACUUGUUCAAUGUAUUGAGCACACAUUUAUAAUGCUUUGGGAACAUAAAGAUUUGUCAGGAUUUUUACAAAUUAGUUAUAGGUUUAUUCUGAAACUGAUCUAAAAACUAAGAACAGAGAUUUCUCUCAGCUUCUUCACCCUAAGUUCUCACUUCGUUAGCAUUGUAUUUUUGUAAGAGUUGUACAGAGAAAUAUGAUGACCUUGACUUACUUAAACAAGAAAUGAUUUUGAAUAAAAGUUACAAUCUUUAAAUAACUACCCUUAUAUAAUUUACAAGCAGUGUGGGUGUAACACUUUGAAGACCAAACUGAAGUGAAAAAUGAAAUACCUAGAAUUCUCCAGUGGGGAUAGAAGCCAGCAAAACAUGUCCGAUUCCUAAAUUUAAGGUACCACCAUACUAUAUGUAUGUAGCAUUUUUCUUGCUUAUAGAAAGAUACUGUUUUCGAUUAGAGCCUUAACAAACCGAUUUGGAUAUUGACACUAACAAUUCUAAAUUAAAUACUCCUUUAUUUAUCAAAAAAUAAAGACAAUGUGAAAUCAAUACCAUGAAACUACUUUUUACACGGUAUUCAAGCAUACAUUGCUCCUAUGCCUUCUCACCAACUUAUUAUUACCUCGUAGUAAUUAAUCUUCAAACCUAUAACUGAAUGACAAAAUUUGGAAACUUCGAGGGAAUGUAGUCCUUUUAAAUGGUAUAAUUACACGCCUCAAACAAAACGCAGCUGUGAGACUUCAUUUUAUAAGUAAAGAGACCUGCUCUCAUCUCAGGGACUAUUUCACCACUGGUUGAGAAAAAGCUGGGAAAUGGAAGAGCUGUGUCAACUAAGCGGUACCAUGACAUCCCUUCUGGAGGCAAGGGUAAAACUGUAGUUUCUGGGUGAUCAGCUGCAUUAAAAGCAAUAAAUAGAUCCCCAGAGCUCUCUGGGAACUUUGCUACUUCAGCCUUCAAAGUCAUGGCCAGGAACUUGCAUGAUGGAUCUUCCCAUCUUGGUGGAGCCCCAUCACUUCCAUACCAUUCUAUGUUUUCUUCUUUUAAGAAGCUCCUUCUCUGAAGAAGAUCACUCCUCCUCUUUCUCAGUGAACUCAUAAAGAAAAUGAAUUGUGAGAUUUGUUUACCAAAGCCUGUUGUCAAAGUAUUCCAAGUGAUGGGCUUUAUGUCAUCGUGUGCAAGAGAACCACCAGAGGAGUGGGCACAUUCAUCUCCCAUGUUCAGAACAGGUACUCCUAAUGACACAAACAAGACAAAGAGGAAAUUACGGAUUUGUUUGAGUCGCGUUUCAAGGACAGUGGUGUUGUUAGUGGCUCCUUCUUCUCCACAAUUCCAACUCAAUUCAUCAUCACUGUUGAAGCUAACCAAGUCUACAAGAGAAAAUCCUAAAUUCUUGGCAAUGUAAUUAAAAGAGAAUGUUGGGCCUCGUCCGUCAGAAAACAUGUCUCCACUCCCACAGAGUCUUGUUGCAAGGUCGCUAAGAAGACUUUCACCCCUUAAAAAGUUCCUCACAUCAUUACAAAAUUUUGCAUUCAUUUCAGCCCAUCUCAUCCAAUGAGGAAAGUGAAUUUCCUUCGCUACCAUGUCAUGAGGAUCCCAGCAAUCUGCAAUGAUUUUAGUCUUGGAGAGCACUGGGUCAAAAGCAAUUGCUUCAACUAAUGGAGGUCUAGACAAGUACUCCCCAUGAAAUCCCCUCAGCAGGUGUGAAGCAUUUAUGAAAGAGAAGCCGUCAAUGUGAAACUCAGUCACCCAAUGCCGCAGACUGUCCAGAACCAAAUUGUGCACUAUAGGAUAGUUACAGUUCAAAGCACUCCGUAUCUUCAAAUCACCAACUCCAUUUGCUAAAUAGUAGGAUGAGUCAUCAAUUCCCUGUAGAGCACCAAUCUGAGCAGUAUUUGAGAAAACUACUUCCAUAAGAACUUCUAUCCCAUUGGCAUGCAUAAUUUUAACCAUCUCUUUCAUAGAGGCCAUAGUAGAUUCAGGACCACCAGAUGGUCCAUAAAUGUGCAUCAGGGAGAAAAAAUUGCAAGGAAAAUAUGGUCCUUUUUUUUCAUCAAAUGUGAAAACCGGCUCCAGCAGAACAGCAUUCACACCUAUAUCUUUAAAAUGCUGAACCUUCUCAGCCAAACCAGUAAAGGUUCCAGCUGAACCACUUGGAAGUUGGCUUGACUCAUGCUGUGUGAAGCGCUUGACAUUCAACCUGUAAACCACCAGUUCCUCCAUGGACAAAUCUGGGUGAAAAUCAUCACCCCAGUCAAAAGCAGGUUCCUUUCUCAACCAUCCAAGAUUCUGCACUAGUCCAAGACCACCAGGACAAGAAUUAGCGACAAUCUUAGCAUACGGGUCCAAAACAACAUGCUCAGCAGAACUAUCACCUCUGUUCUGCUUAUGAACACCUCCUCUGCAGCGAAAACCAUAGCUCACGAAACUCUUGACAUUCUCAAGCGAGACAUGCCACAUGUCACCUGACCUAUUCACAUAGGGAUCCAAAUCAACCUCCAAAGCAGGCUUCUCCACACCCUUCUCAUCAUACAAGCACAAAACCACACUCUCAGCAUGUCUCGAGAAAAUAGAAAAAUUCACAGAGCCAUCAGGAGAAUAAGAGAGCCCCAAAGGACUCGGGUAACCCGGAAGCAACCCAACCGGCACGCAAAAAUUCGUUCUCCUAUGGCUUCUAAUCUCCAACCCUGCAUUCAAAGAUGACAUCAAGAAAAAUGACAAGUACAAAGGAACAUAUUUGGCAUCAAAUUCCAACUCAACUCCAAACUUGCCAACAGAAGUUUGCACCAAAGGACUAACAUUCAUCCGCUUUGCCGCAAUCCCACUCAACCCCGUCGAAUCCAUAUCCACAAAACAAGAUGCAUCACCCCUAUACACACCCCAACACAACACCAAUGUUUCACUUUCACCACAAUGAUUCACAUCCAACGAAGAAAUCUCAACGUAAACAAAAUACCUAUCUUUUUUCUUUGUGACAUAAACUUUCACCAAACCUCCACCAGUUUCCGUCCUAAACAGAUAAGCCAACGCCCCUUUCAGGUCUUCCGGUCGGGUCGAGGUUCCGACUUGUUGCUCCGUCUCCUCAAUGGACAAUCGUGAAGUGGCACACAAUUUCGAAGAUGGGUUUCGGAAAAAGGGGAAAAAGAGGUUUUGCGAUCCAAAUUGGUGGUGCUUCCUUUGGAUCAAGGGCUUGUGAAAACAAAAACUUUUGGCUUGGAAUUUGUGUUGAUUGAAAGGAAUCAGUGACAAGGAGAAGAGUGACAUAAAACUUGCCAUAGUUGAAUCUGGGGAAGGAAAUUCAGUUGUUGUUAAUUGAGCAUUGCAUG